GCGCGCCUCUGGCCGCCGCGCCUGCAUCCCGGAUCCUUUGCCGCAGCGUCAGCGCCGCCGCCGCCUCCUUCCGUCCUGCUCCGCCGCCGCCCUGCUCCCGACGCGGAGUCCGGAGCCCGCGCCGAGCCCCGGGCCGCGCGGUGCCAUGCUGCCCCGGCGGUGGCGCUGAAGGAUGGCGACGCCGGUCCCUCCGCCCUCCCCGCGGCACCUGCGGCUGCUGCGGCUGCUGCUCUCCGGCCUCGUCCUCGGCGCGGCCCUGCGCGGUGCCGCCGGCGGCCGUCAGGAUGUGGCCGCCUGUCCUGGGAGCCUGGACUGUGCCCUGAAGAGGCGGGCACGGUGUUCCCCGGGCGCGCGUGUCUGUGGGCCCUGUCUUCUGCCUUUCCGGGAGGACCAUCAAGGGCUCUGUGUGCCCAGGACACGCCAGCCUCCUGGUGCAGGGGAUAGCCCAGCCCAGCCCAGACUGGAAGAUGAGAUUGACUUCCUGGCCCAGGAGCUAGCCCGGCAGGAGGCACGGCACUGGAGGCUCACUGUGCGGCCCCUGGAGCCUGCAGCCACCCUGGGGCUCGCAGAGCGCCACCAAGGCUCCCACCUGGGCCUACCCUCCACUCGGGGAGCCCCGGCACCCACGCCCCGCACCUCCUUGGGUGCCCCUGUGUCAUCUGGACCCGUGCACAUGGCUCCCCUGGAGCCUCAGGGUGGGCAUGGCGAUGGCCUCGCCCUCGUGCUCGCGGUGGCGUGCUCCGUGGCCGGCGCGGCCGCCCUGGCUGUGGCCGCUCUCUGCUGGUGCAGGCUGCAGCGAGACAUCCGCCUGACCCAGAAGGCUGACUACGCAGCCCCGCGGGUACCCAGCUGCCCCGCCACACCCAGGAUCUCGCAGCCCGGGGACCAGAAGCUAGCACACAGCGCCGAGGUCUAUCACUACCAGCACCACAGGCAGCAGAUGCGGUGUCUGGAGCGGCAUAAAGAGGCACCCAAGGGCCUCAACUCAGCCUCCUCGGACGAGGAGAACGAAGACGGUGACUUCACAGUGUACGAGUGCCCGGGCCUGGCCCCGCCUGGUGCCCACCCCACAGACAGGAGAGAUGGAGGUGCGGAACCCACUGUUUGACCACGCCUCGCUGCCCGCGCCCCCACUGCAGUGACCGAGGCCCCCGCCUGCCCGCUGCGGACUGCAGGGCCACUGCUUCCCGUUAGAGGCCACGUUCUGACAGUCGGCUGCGCUCCGCCUGGGAGCCCCUGGCUGGGAGGGCCCGCCUGGUAGCAGGGACUGUCCCCGCUCCUGCCUGUCCUCUCCAGUCUAGGCCCCAAUCAAGGCGGCAGGGGGAGCCCCAGCCACCAGGCAUGGGAGGGGAGCGUGGAGACAGAGCCGAUUAAAGUACGUUUCAGAUCCAA
Molecule: messenger RNA, 1392 nt
Organism: Manis pentadactyla (Chinese pangolin)
Lineage: Eukaryota; Metazoa; Chordata; Mammalia; Pholidota; Manidae
Gene: NPDC1
Product: neural proliferation, differentiation and control 1
Exons: 9
Coding region: 173-1108 (311 amino acids)
Cellular component (GO): membrane
Source: RefSeq, a predicted model, not a curated record